Molecule: messenger RNA, 6579 nt
Organism: Centropristis striata (black sea bass)
Lineage: Eukaryota; Metazoa; Chordata; Actinopteri; Perciformes; Serranidae
Gene: atp2a2b
Product: ATPase sarcoplasmic/endoplasmic reticulum Ca2+ transporting 2b
Exons: 24
Coding region: 605-3733 (1042 amino acids)
Biological process (GO): calcium ion transmembrane transport; intracellular calcium ion homeostasis
Cellular component (GO): membrane
Molecular function (GO): ATP binding; ATP hydrolysis activity; P-type calcium transporter activity
Source: RefSeq, a predicted model, not a curated record
GGACUUCCGGUGUCUCCAACCAAUGAGGAGAUUCCACAUGCGGACACUGAACGCCGCAUCUGACGAACGCGAGAGCUGCAGCGGACAAACCCGAUUGGUGCCGAAGAGACGCGACACAGUCAUACAGACCGAGCGGGCGAAGGAAGCGGAGCUGCAACACAGCCACAUGUUUAAGCUAUCUAUCUGGACAGAAUUAUUGUGGAAUCCGCUGUUUUAAAAGAAGAGGAAGCCUUUACAAACAGCCAGCUGAGACUGCCAUGUUGAUAUGAAUUAUUCAUUUAAAGUCUCACAGGAAACCUAGCGCGGUACAGCCGGCGGAUUCAAGCGGAGCCAGCGGAACCCAACAGUUAACGUUAGCUAGCUUUAGCCUGUUAGCUCUCCGUUAGCUCAGGAGCCGCUAUUCCUUCCACUCUCACCCGGCACCUGCGAGCCGCACUGCCCCGUGUUACAGCUAAUCUAUCGGUAACCGUCAACACCGCGGGGUCCCGCUCUAGUAUUUCCAAGUAUUUUUUUUUUAGUUUUAAGUCCCUCGGUGACACGGUGACAGGUUGAGGCUGGGACCAGAUACAAGCGGUGUCCUCAAGUGGCCGUUCACCAGUUCACCAUGGACAACGGACACACAAAGACGGUAGAAGAAGUUUAUAGCUUCUUUAACGUGAAUGAAAGCACAGGCUUGAGUUCAGAGCAAGUGAAGAAACAACGGGAGCGACAUGGACCAAACGAAUUGCCAGCUGAGGAGGGUAAAUCCCUUUGGGAACUAGUGAUUGAGCAGUUUGAAGAUUUGCUUGUGAGGAUCCUUUUACUUGCUGCCAUCAUAUCCUUUGUGUUGGCCUGGUUUGAAGAGGGAGAAGAAACUGUUACAGCCUUUGUGGAGCCUUUUGUUAUCCUGCUUAUUCUCAUAGCAAAUGCCAUUGUAGGAGUCUGGCAGGAGCGAAAUGCAGAAAAUGCCAUUGAAGCGCUUAAAGAGUAUGAGCCAGAGAUGGGGAAGGUGUACCGCCAGGACAGGAAGAGUGUCCAGAGAAUCAAGGCCAGGGACAUUGUGCCUGGGGACAUUGUGGAAGUCGCAGUUGGUGAUAAAGUGCCUGCAGACAUCAGGCUGUCUUCCAUCAAGUCAACAACACUAAGGGUAGACCAGUCUAUUCUUACAGGAGAGUCUGUGUCUGUGAUCAAACACACUGACCCUGUGCCAGACCCCCGUGCUGUCAACCAGGACAAGAAGAACAUGCUCUUUUCUGGAACCAACAUUGCAGCUGGUAAGGCUGUUGGCGUGGUGGUGGCCACUGGUGGCAACACCGAGAUCGGCAAAAUCCGAGACGAGAUGGCAGCAACGGAGCAGGAGCGCACACCUCUGCAGCAGAAGCUAGAUGAGUUCGGACAGCAGCUGUCCAAGGUGAUUACACUGAUCUGCAUCGCUGUGUGGAUGAUCAAUAUCGGACACUUCAGUGAUCCCGUCCACGGAGGCUCCUGGAUCCGAGGAGCUGUCUACUACUUCAAGAUUGCCGUGGCUCUGGCUGUUGCUGCUAUCCCUGAGGGUCUGCCUGCUGUCAUCACUACUUGCCUGGCUCUAGGAACCCGGCGCAUGGCCAAGAAGAAUGCCAUUGUCCGCAGUUUGCCGUCUGUGGAGACCCUUGGCUGUACAUCUGUCAUCUGCUCCGACAAAACCGGCACGCUGACCACUAAUCAGAUGUCUGUGUGCAGGAUGUUUAUUGUUGAUCAGGCAGAAGCUGAUACCUGUUCAUUAAAGGAAUUCACUGUUACUGGCUCCACAUAUGCCCCAGAUGGAGAAGUCUUCCACGAUGGCAAACCAGUCAGAUGUUCCCAGUAUGAUGCUCUGGUGGAGCUGGCCUCUAUCUGUGCUCUCUGUAAUGAUUCAUCCUUGGACUAUAAUGAGGCCAAAGGUGUGUAUGAGAAAGUGGGCGAGGCCACCGAGACAGCCCUCACAUGCCUGGUGGAGAAGAUGAACGUGUUUGAUACAGAUGUUAAAGGCCUGACCAAGAUCGAGAGAGCCAACGCCUGUAAUUCUGUGAUCAAGCAGCUGAUGAAGAAAGAGUUUACACUGGAAUUUUCCAGAGACAGGAAGUCCAUGUCUGUGUACUGCACUGCUAACAAGGCCCGUUCCUCUGUUGGAAAGAUGUUUGUAAAGGGUGCCCCUGAGGGAGUGAUUGACAGAUGUACACACAUCCGUGUUGGCAGUAACAAGGUGCCCUUGACCCCUGGCAUCAAGGAAAGACUAAUGUCUGUGAUCAGGGAAUAUGGAACUGGCAGGGACACUCUACGCUGUCUGGCUCUCGCCACCCGGGACCACCGCAUGAGCAAAGACGAGCUGGCCUUGGAGGACUCCACCCGCUUUGUUGAAUAUGAGACUGAUCUGACAUUUGUUGGCUGUGUGGGCAUGCUGGAUCCUCCCAGGGCAGAGGUGGCAGCCUCUAUUAGACUCUGCCGCCUUGCAGGCAUCAGAGUAAUUAUGAUCACUGGAGACAACAAGGGGACGGCAGUGGCUAUCUGCAGACGUAUUGGUAUUUUUGGAGAGGACGAUGACGUGUCCAGCAUGGCGUACACUGGCCGAGAGUUCGAUGAUCUGUCUCCUGCUGUACAAAGAGAUGCUGUGGUCAAGGCGCGCUGCUUUGCCCGUGUCGAGCCUUCACAUAAAUCAAAGAUUGUUGAGUAUCUGCAGUCCCAUGAUGAGAUCACAGCUAUGACUGGUGAUGGAGUGAACGAUGCUCCUGCUCUAAAGAAGGCUGAAAUAGGUAUUGCCAUGGGCUCCGGCACAGCUGUGGCCAAGACCGCCUCUGAGAUGGUGCUGGCCGAUGACAACUUUUCCACCAUUGUAGCUGCAGUCGAGGAAGGCAGAGCCAUUUAUAACAACAUGAAACAGUUCAUCAGAUACCUCAUCUCUUCAAAUGUGGGCGAAGUUGUCUGCAUCUUCCUGACUGCAGCUCUGGGCUUCCCUGAAGCCCUGAUCCCCGUUCAGCUGCUCUGGGUCAACCUGGUGACCGAUGGCUUGCCUGCCACUGCUUUGGGCUUCAACCCACCAGACUUGGACAUCAUGAGCAAACCACCUCGCAACGCCCGCGAGCCUCUCAUCUCUGGAUGGCUCUUCUUCAGAUAUCUAGCCAUUGGAUGUUAUGUGGGUGCUGCCACUGUUGGUGCUGCUGCCUGGUGGUUUGUUGCUGCUGAGGACGGUCCAAGGAUCACCUUUUACCAGCUGAGCCACUUCCUACAGUGCGGUCCAGGGAAUCCAGACUUUGAGGGUCUGGACUGUAAGGUGUUUGAGUCCCCUUACCCCAUGACCAUGGCCCUGUCUGUGCUGGUCACCAUUGAGAUGUGCAAUGCCCUAAACAGUGUGUCAGAGAACCAGUCCCUGCUGAGGAUGCCCCCCUGGGAGAACGUAUGGCUGCUGGGAGCCAUCUGCCUCUCCAUGUCCCUUCACUUCCUCAUCCUCUAUGUGGAGCCUCUUCCAGUCAUCUUCCAGAUCACCCCUCUGAAUCUGACACAGUGGCUGAUGGUGCUCAAGAUCUCACUGCCUGUCAUUCUACUUGACGAGAUGCUCAAGUUUGCGGCCAGGAACUACCUGGAGCCCGGUAAAGAACUGGAGAAGCCUGCAGGCUCCAAAGGCUGCUGCUUAUCUGCAUGUAUGGAGGGCAUCUCCUGGCCCUUCGUGGCCGUUUCCCUCCCCCUGGUCCUCUGGAUCUACAGCUCCGACACUAACAUGGCCGACAUGUUCUGGUCCUGACUGACUUGAGCACAACCUCGACUUUUCCAUUUUCUUCCCCCUCCCCUCCCCGCCCCCACCACCAUCACUUCCCUCUGUCCUGUCCCUCUUCCCUCUCUUCCUUCCUACAUGUGCAUAGCUUGCGUGUGCGCGUGUUUGUAGAGUUAGUGUGUGUACUUGUGCGUGCCUACCGUGUGUGUACGAGAAGGACCACCUUUAACCCAUGAAACGUAACAUGUAAUUUAAAUUGUUAACAUUGAGAAGUCACCUGGUUUGAGUUGGGAUAGAAUUUUUGAAUGGGUGAGGCUUUAAAUGCGAGUGUUCGAAGACCAUCACUCCCGUAGCUGUGGACUUUGUUGCUGGUUUAAGAGAAAAUAUACUGAUGCCAGUUUUUUUUUUAUUAUUAUUAUUGUCAAUAUUACCUUUAAGGUUUAUAUUUUUAAUAAUUUUGGGAAUAUCAGUUGUCUUAUGUCACUACAGUAACAACAGAAUUGUUUUGUUUAGCUUCCCUCUUCACAAGAAGACAAUUAAGAUAUCAGAAAUCCAUUGAUCUGUACAGAGAAUGAAUUUUUAUGCAACUUUUUUUUUUAUGGCUUUGUCAAUUGUAGGACCAGCGUGGCUUAGACAUACCGCCUUCAUUUAUUUUCUCAUGUUUACCAUUGUGUCUUCAGUAUAAACUCAGAACUCUUUCAGAGAGGACAAGCUCCGUGUGGCAGCCGAGGACGGGGAAGGUUUGGAGUGAACGUUUGAAUGCUCCGCUUAAACAAAAAAAAUCUUGAAAAACAAAAACCGCAUGUCCUGUGACCAAGCAUGAACUGUAUGUGGUUCCUCAUUUCUAAUUUAAUUGUGUAUGUCCCCCUCCCCAUGUUAGAUUAUAAAUCAACCUCAUGGAUGUUUUUUUUUUUUUUACGGUAAUGAUUUCAAAAUAAGCCAGUUUUUCUGCACUGGGCAGAGCACAGCUACCUCAACAUGAUAAAACAAUAUUUUUUUGCUCAUCUCUAGAUGCUUUUCCUAAAGCUAAACCGCAACAUCCGAGGUGUGCCCCUAUUUGCUUGUGCAGAAAAAAAAAAGAACAAAAAAUUUCCUUCCCUCUUAACAUUUUUAAGGAUAUAUUUUGUUUGUAUUGAUUAUUUGACUUUCAUUAACUUUAUUUGUAUUUUGCUUUGGAUAUAGAACUGAGUGGGGAUGAUGUAUGUUAAUUAACAUCUCCAUGGUGUUUGAUUCAAAGGACAGUAAUAAUAAAAUCCUAAGAAAUACUAAUUCAGAAAGUACUCCAAAUGAACUUGGAUUGCAAAUAUGAACCCAAAAUGUUGUUUUUUACUUCAAGGAAAAAUACACUCAUGAACCUUUGAAUCAAAGUGUUUUCUGUCUUUAUUUAAUACGAUUGAGGCCAAUGGUUAUCGACAUUUUUCAUAUCCAGUGUUUUUGUGUGUGUGUGUGCAUAUAAUACUUGAAUUUAAAUCAUGUCAGACAUAUGAAUGCUUCAGUGUCCUUGGCACAAAGUGACGGGCAGGAGAGACAACACAGAAGCAGAUCUUGUGUAUAUUUGAUUCUUACAGGCUUUAAUAUUUAGAGGUCUUAGUUUGUGCUGGGCUUACUACAUUUUGUGGUGAUGUAUAAAUGGUGGAUCCGAGCCCAUACAAUCAACUGCACUAAUCUUAGACGAUUUAGUCAUUAUUUUGUGUGGAAACUUACACGUGAGAAAUUUUAAGCAUGUUUUUUGAGUAGAAGCCUGGGUUUGUUCGCACUGUGUGUUUGUGUUCCACUUAACAACUGUGUGCUUUUCUUCCUCAAUGCCUUCCAUUGGCUCCCCUGUCACUAGAGUUGGCUCUCAUAAAAGCUUCGCACAUUUUAAGAGUGGGCUCAGAGGCUGGAGGAGUCCUACUAUCCAGCUUGUGUGCUCACUCUAACUCCACACACCUCAGACACCAUGAUGACCAGCAGUGUGUGUGUACUCUUGCACAGACAAAAAGGACAUGUUUUCACAGUAAUAAGACCAAAUGCAUAUGUAAAAGUGGUUGGGCUGGAAACACAUUUCCCUUUGCCCCCAUGCAACACAACACACAACCACGCACACACACACACACACUUCUUAACACACUUAUACCUCUGUGUGCAGACGCUAUAUCUAUUCCAGUUUCGUGUGCAGGAAAGUUUUCAACACCCUCAACGUUCCUUCUUGCAUGAAGAACUUGUUUCCAACUUCCAUGGUAGCUUGUCACGUAGAGAAUCUUUAAAACACUGGGUUGAAUGGUCUUAGCUGUACAGCAGUGUACAAAACAUUCAUGCAUGCAUUCCAGCUGUAUGUAGGCUUUGCAAUUUGUAUUUAUAGAUUCUAAUGUAUAAUACUCAAAUGACAUAUUAAGAUGGUUUUAAGAUGGAUUUAUCAUAGAUAUGUAAAUCACUGUUUUUAUUGUAACGGUUUGGGUAAUUUGCACAAUAUUAGACAUGGAGAAAUGACUCAUGCUGAACUUGACUUUGCUCUACUUGAGUUUUUUUAACUUAAAUUUUGUUUCCCUUUGACAACUACUGUAGGCCGAUCACUGCUACAUUUACUGUCCGAUUUAGCAGUCCUUUACAAUGAGGACUAACACUUUGAUUCAUAGGUAAUCCUGCAAUACAACAGUGUUCUUCUGUUUUUCUUAUUGCCUCUGCAUUACUAUUCUUCUUCUUAUCAUCAUGUAUCUUUAUCAACUGCUGUAAAACUGUGAUCUAAUGUGAGGGGGCCCACGCGGUCCCCUCAGCGACACCUGGUCGAAGAACAAUAUUAACAUGUAAAAAGACGAUCAUUAUUGAUGACUAAUAAUGGUUGUACAUGCAUUACUGAGGUUGUGGUUUCAGGUAAAUAAAACAAUAUAGUAUUUGAA